AUGUUGCAUAAGGUUGUUGAAAUUGAUAAAUUUGAAGGGUAUCAGGUAAGUAGAGAUAUGUAUGUUAGAUUACCGCCAUUCGCUAAUGACACAAUGAUAUUGGGGAAUGGGAGGUGGAACAAUCUAUGGAGUAUUAAGGCUAUACUCGAGGAUUUUGAACUAGUAUUAGGAUUCAAAGUUAACUUUUACAAAAGCGAGAUUUAUGGUGUUAAUGUAGACGAGGCUUUUAUGAAAUGUGCAUCACAAUUUUUAUGUUGCUGCAAAGAUGACAUUCCUUUCAAGUUUCUAGGUAUACCACUGGGAGCAAAUCCUAUAAGACGUGUCACUUGUAACCUAGUGUUGGAAAGUCUAAAGAAGAAGCUACCAACAUGGAAAGCUCAAAUGUUGUCAUUUGGGGGAAGGGUGAUAUUGCUGAACUCAAGGCUUUCUAGUAUCCUGGUGGUUAGGGGAUUCUCCCCUCAAAAUUGUUUUCCUAUUCUGUAUAGAAGGUCAAAGAAGUCAUCAGGGAAGAUUAAUGAGAUGGGAAAUGUGCAGGUCGAAGAAUGGAUAUGGAAUUUGCAUAUUGCGUAA
Messenger RNA from Vicia villosa (hairy vetch), 570 nucleotides. RefSeq lists its product as uncharacterized. The coding region runs from base 1 to 570 and encodes 189 amino acids. NCBI's taxonomy places the organism in Eukaryota, Viridiplantae, Streptophyta, Magnoliopsida, Fabales, Fabaceae. The record is from RefSeq and is a predicted model, not a curated record. The transcript is spliced from 2 exons.